ACGCGCGCGCGCAGCGGCCAGGAGAGGGAGGAGGAGAGUCGACAGUCAUCUGAAUCUUUUCCUGUCCCACCCUCUACCGGACAGACGGAAAGAGUUCACGGUAAACGGGCUCAACACACCGCGUUUGGGAGCGAUUCUGAGCCGAGCGAAUGAAGACGAUCGACACGCGGCGGCAGAAAGGACGCGACGCCAUUAAACCAGCGAGACGCGAUCAGCUGAGCGCCUCUUCCUGCCACAGACGCCGAGAAAGAAGCUCCAGAAGCUGAGCAGAAGUUCAGAAUCCGCUGAACGGAGACCCGCGAUGGUCGGUCCGGACGGGACACCCGACGAUGCGAUCCGGGCGAGCGUGAGAGAGCGUUUCUGAGCGCGUUUGGCCGCAGCUUGAGUCGGCUUUUCCUGCUAUUCUUCUUCUGAGCGCUUCCUGCUCGGACAAAACCACAGAAGCAGCAGCUAAAAAUACUGACCUCUCAAUGGAGCGCUGACCGGAGGCUCUCCUGGGCUGAUGCGUCUCCUCUUACACCAGCCGCUCGGACUCUGAGAUCUCACUAAGUCAUGCUUCUGUCUCUUUGAACUCAUGUGAGGUUUGACUGUGUUGUUUUCAGAGUAUGCUGGAAGAAACACUCUUCAAGUGACUGUCCGUCACCCACUUGGACCUCGGAGCGUCCACUUACUCCGUUCACGUCUACAUGGGGAUUGAUGUCUGAUGGAGACACGUCCACCGAUGAUCCGGACGUACACAGAUCUGGGGGCGAGAGGGGUCGUGACGUACCCACCUGAACUAAAACAACACUCUUCAUCUGAUUUCAACCCAAGAGCCUUGUAAACUCCAUGGAGCCGCUGAAGAACAUAUUCUCCCGCGGCCCGCUGUCCACCUGGAAGAGCCUGGACCAGACUCCGAAGGGAAACUUCACCAACCCGGUUUGGACCGCUUUGUUUGACUACGAGGCCACGGGGAAGGAUGAACUCACGCUGCGUAAAGGGGACCUGGUGGAGGUCCUGUCUCUGGAUUCGGAGAUAUCCGGAGACGAAGGAUGGUGGGCGGGAAAGGUCAACAACAAGGUGGGAAUCUUCCCCUCCAACUACGUCUCCUUCAAGCCCAGCGGGUACGGGGAGCUGCAGGGCUCCGGUUUGGGACCGGCUGUGGUGAGCGAGCUGGAGCCGGAGACGGUGGACUUCAGCGAGCUGAGUCUGGAGGAGGUCAUCGGGGUUGGCGGGUUCGGGAAGGUUUACCGAGGGACCUGGAAGGGCGAGCUGGGGGCGGUGGUGAAAGCGGCCCGUCAGGAUCCGGACGAGGACAUCAGUGUCACGGCCCAGAACGUCCAGAACGAAGCCAGGCUCUUCGCCAUGCUCAAGCACCCCAACAUCAUCGCACUCAUAGGUGUUUGUCUGCAGGAGCCCAACCUGUGUCUGGUCAUGGAGUACGCGUCCGGCGGCCCGCUGAGCCGCGCUCUGGCCGGACGACGGAUCCCGCCGCAUGUGCUGGUCAACUGGGCGGUGCAGAUCGCCCGAGGGAUGCAGUACCUGCACAACGAGGCCAUCGUCCCCGUCAUCCACCGAGACCUCAAGUCCAACAACAUUCUGCUGGCGGAGCCUGUGGAGAAGGACAGCAUCGAGGGUAAAACCCUGAAGAUCACAGAUUUUGGUCUGGCGCGCGAGUGGCACAAGACGACUAAGAUGAGCACCGCGGGAACCUACGCCUGGAUGGCGCCGGAGGUCAUCAAAUCAUCCACCUUCUCCAAGGGCAGCGACGUCUGGAGUUAUGGGGUGUUAUUGUGGGAGCUGCUGACCGGAGAGGUUCCCUACAGAGGGAUCGAUGGUCUGGCCGUGGCUUACGGAGUCGCUGUGAACAAACUGACCCUUCCGAUCCCCUCCACCUGCCCCGAGCCCUUCACCCAGCUCAUGUCCGAGUGCUGGGAUCAGGAUCCGCACCGGAGGCCCAGCUUCUCCUCCAUCCUGCAGCAGCUGAUGGCUCUGGAGGAGCAGGUGAUGCACGAGAUGCCGCAGGACUCCUUCCAUUCGCUCCAGGAGGACUGGAAACUCGAGAUCCAGGACAUGUUUGACGAGCUGCGGGCCAAAGAGAAGGAGCUGCGGUGUCGCGAGGAGGAGCUGAAGCGCGCGGCGCUGGAGCAGAAGUCUCACGAGGAGUUCCUGCGUCAGCGCGAGCAGCAGUUAGCGCAGUGGGAGCAGGACGUGUUCGAGCGCGAGCUAUCGCUGCUCAUCCUGCACCUCAACCAGAACCAGAAACCCAACGUCAAGAAGAGGAAGGGAACCUUCAAGAAACACAAGCUGAAGGUGAAGAACGGAGAGAAGAUCAGCAUGCCGCAGGAUUUUAUCCAUAUGAUCACGGUCCAGGCUUCUCCGUGUUUGGAGAAGAGGCGUAAUUCUCCGGAUCUGGGCUCGCCGUCCAUCGGUCCGCGCUUCCGAGCGAUACAGCUGGGUCCCAGCGAGAGUAAGUGGAGCUCUGUUUGGCCGCUGGAGUCUCUUCCUCUCAAACAGACCAACGGCGAGAGGAGACUCACUUCUCAUCUGAGCCCCAAAAGCCCCAAAAGUCCAAAGAUCCUCCGUCUGAGUGCGCAGGAGAACAGGUACGGGUGUACGGCAGCGUGUUUGUGUGUGAAACCACUGAAUCUGAAGUUUGUGUUUGUGUUUGUGUGUGUGUGUGUAUGAGAGUAUGUCGUUGAGGUGGACAGUAACGAGAGCGCGGGUUCGAAAGCUGAUUUUGAGGAGUAUAGACCCAUCACACCAGAAUCCAGCCACAAUGAGGGCUCAGAGAGUGAGGAAGGCGGCUUGUCCCCGUGCAGUUCUCCCAGACCGGAUCAGUCCGGGCCGCUCUGUCUGGGAAAGAGCACACACCGCGCUCUGCUCGGCAGCGCUGCCCUGCUGGCGUCCGUGGCUCUGGGGCGCUGUCUGGAGCCGCAGCACCCGCCCACACCGCCGCCGCGGGCCUCGUCACGGACACACCUGCCCACACUGGAGCCGGAGCCGGAGCCGGAGCCAGACCGCUCCCCGGGGCCUGAGGUGGUGGGAGAUCUGAUCACGUUCAGCACGGACUCACUGCCGCGAGGCUUUCUGGACUCGCUGAAGCAGCCCGAGAUCAUGCCGCUCACGCCGCCGCCGCCUAACCCACGGGACAGAGAGCGGCCGGGGCGCAGGACUGCCAGGGACUGGAUCACACAUGCCAACGGAGACGCCGAGGUGCCGCAGCAGAGCGGAGAGCGCAGGAGGAGGUCCAGCUCUGGACUGAACUCAUCACAGCUCCUGUUGGAUCUUCCGCUGUGUCAGGACACGUUUGAGGCCGAGGACAAGUCUCUGCUGCCGUUCGCCCUGUAUCCAGACCCCCGAUUGUGGAGCCCUAAAACACGGCGUCUGGAGGUCAACAUCGUCCCUCGGCCACGUCCGUCCCCUAACCGACCCCGCAUCGACCCGUGGAGCUUCGUAUCGGCCGGAGUGACGGACAGACCGGGCGCCAAGAAAGCCGUCAGCAGUCCCACGAGCCCUCGACUGGGGUACCAGCCCUCGCCCACAAACCCCUUCACAAACUGUGACCCCUUCCCUUCCCCGGACUGCGAUCCCUUUAAUCUGAAGGUCGACCCUUCUAUGAACUCGGACCACUCCUCGACCUUUGACCCCUUCUCGGCCCCCUUCCCCACCUCGCGCUCGGCGCCCUGCUCCACCAACGGCAGUCCCAAUCUGUCCCUGAGGGUGGCGCCGCUGAACCCGGCCGACUCUCCGCUCAUAGACCUGAGUUGGAUGGGCAUCAGCCGGCCGCUCGACGGCACCAAAGAGAGGGUCCAUCCUCACCGGAGCCUCGGCCUCAGUCCGUUCAGAUCGCCGGCGCCGCUCAGAGACGACCGCUUCUGAACACUGUCCCAUAAACGAGGGUCCAUGCCAAUUCUGGGAAAGAAACCAAGGAGAUUUCCAUUUGACCCAGUACUGCUGAUGAUCUAAAUGCUCAUUCAGUGAAACCUCAGUGUCUUCCUCUCUUGACUGGUUGGUCUUCCUGUCUUCCGGCACUGUCUCAGGGUCCUCAUGGCCUCUAGUUGCGCUUAAGUAGAUCCGCACACGUUGCAUCGCUUUAUUUGGUCUCAAAAGUGAUGCAGUCAUUGUCGAAUGAUUUCAGAUUGAUUCUAUGUUUCAGCCCACAUUCGUCUCUGUAUCAAGUUCUUGUGCGUUCCAUAAUUCACGUCACGCAUUCCUGAAUGAGUCGAGAAGCGUUCUGCUGACCUCUCUGGUGGUGUUUGGGCAGGAGAAGUGGGCGGUUUUCUUAAAUUAAAGGUGUUGAGUCAGAGAUUAUGGGGAUGUAUCAGCAGAUAUACAGAUUAUGAAAUCAUGUUUUAGAUGCCCUCGUGUUGGCUCGCCAGAUGUAGGACUGAAGAGCGUCAGGUAGUGUUUUAGUCAAAAGCAAUACGGAAACCUCAAAUCACUUUCAUCAUCAGUAGAUUUGUCUGGUUUUUCAGUAAUAUUUAAAUAGUCUUGAAUCUAGGUUGGGUUUCCAGUACAUAAUAUCUAAAUAUUCAAAAAUCUAAACACAUUUACUGGAGAUGCAAACUGAAAAGUCUUGUUUUCCGAUGAAAAUGAUCAAAAUGAAGUGAGUUUAUACUAGAGAUCUGUUCAUGGGGCAAGAAAACUGAACUCAGUUCAAAGGGAAAACAAGUUUAUAUUUCUUACUCCAGAUUUCUUUCUUGUUUUAAGCAGAAAAUUAAAUUCAUAUUGAUCGUUUUUAAAGGCAAACAAGACUUAAUAUCUUCAAGUCUUUUUGCUUCUCGAAUAAAUGUGUCUUUAAGACUGGUUAGAUGUUUGCACUGGAAAACAAGACAGAUAAAGCGAGUAAGAGCAGUGUUUAACUGAUAAUAAGCGCCUGAGGAACACUAUAGUGAUGAGAGGAUGUUCCUCUAAGUGUUCAUUGGUUUCUCCUGCUGUUCUUUGACUGUAGAUCCGAUCCAGAUCUGAUGACUCUGGUCUGCUCUAGCUCCCCCUGCUGGUCGCUCUCCUCUCUGAUGUUCUUCCUAACACUGAGAGUCCUCCGGGAGGCCAUGCAGUGGGGCGGGAGACGCUGAGCUGAACCGUGGCCUCCUCUGGUGCUCCAUCACCGUACGCUUGUAGAGCAGAGCAUAUUUACAAAUGUCAGAUCAUUCUAAGUGACUCGUUUUUAGAUAUUUUGUGUAUUAUUUCAGAUUUUAGAUGCAGUAAUAACUACAUAAAGCAGUGCAGCAUAAAAUACUGAUCAGUCUGUGAAUGUCAUAGAGUGAAUUUGGUGUAUUUAACACCGCAAACCAUCAGCUAUCAGCACCGUAACCUCAGCUAGAAUAGUGUGAAUAUGUGUUCACCUGAUUCUCGUUCGGCCUGCACAGACGCUGCUGAGCAUCUGUCAUUCUCCUCCGUUCGCAUCGGAUCGCCUGCGGUUUCCUCUCUGUUUCUCAUCAGAGCGAGCAGAAGUCAUUGCAGCCCUUCGGUCAGACAUCAGUCCACCGCUGAGAGUGCUUUAUUACCUGAACUCGUCCUCCUGAACAACCCCACAUCCAGCGCUGAGAGUGUGUAUUAGUCGUGUUUUAGGUCUUUGUGUGUCGCCGCAGGUUCAUGUUCACACGAGAUCGAGGGCUUGACGGUGAAAAUCUUUCUGCGUAUGGAAGCUCAUUUCCGCCACGGAAUAAAAAAAGUCAUUGUCACAGUCUUACAAUUAAUGUCUCGCAGAUCUGAGUUCAUGUCUGAGUUAAAAGGGAGAGUUCACCCAAAAAUGAAAAUUGCCCCAUUAUUUACUGACCCUCAAGCCAUUCUAUCUGUGUAUGACUUUCUUCUUUCAGACAAAUCCAAUCAGAGUUAUAUUAAAAAAUAUCCUAGCUUUAUAAUGGCACUGAAUGGGUGUUUCUGUUCAACAGUCCAAAAGAAGUCCAAUAAAGUGCAUCUAUCAUCAUAAAAAGUAUCCUUUGCUACAUUCUUCAUCAUCUGCCGGAAUGAACGCGUGUAUGACAGUCAGCGCAAGCUAGAAAUUAUGGUUUAUAAAGUUUUAAAUAUGGAUAUGUUUCUUACACAAAUGCAUUGAUUCGCUACAGGAGGCCUUUAUUCACCCCCCGAGCCGCGUGAGACACUUUUUAUGAUGAUGGAUGCGCUUUA
Cyprinus carpio (common carp) is the source of this 6111-nucleotide messenger RNA. RefSeq names its product mitogen-activated protein kinase kinase kinase 11-like. NCBI's taxonomy places the organism in Eukaryota, Metazoa, Chordata, Actinopteri, Cypriniformes, Cyprinidae. The record is from RefSeq and is a predicted model, not a curated record. Gene Ontology annotation, biological process: protein phosphorylation; microtubule-based process; positive regulation of apoptotic process. Gene Ontology annotation, cellular component: centrosome. Gene Ontology annotation, molecular function: ATP binding; JUN kinase kinase kinase activity; protein binding.